GGCUAGGUCUUCUAGUUUUAAAGAUGAGAAUGGACAAUGGACUCUUAUAAGUCUUAUCAAAGAACUAAUUGCUAUACACGUGUUAGCUGAUUAGAGCUUCUUCCCAAGUCAAACUGGUAGCAUACUUGGAGAUGCUUUGGGUGCAUUAAUUAGAUGCUGUGGUACCUAACUCUCCACUCUUUCCGCUCUGUUUCCUUCAAAGCUCACUAUCACAGUUGUUCUUUCUCACAAACCAGCUUAUUCCAUGGCAAGCCAAGAUAUAGUAUCAAUCUUUGAUUUCACUGUCAAGGAUGCUAAGGGAAAUGAUGUUGACCUCAGCACUUACAAGGGAAAAGUGCUCUUGAUUGUUAACGUUGCUUCCAAGUGUGGAUUGACAAACUCAAAUUACACAGAACUGAAUCAACUGUAUGAGAAGUACAAAGAUCAAGGCCUGGAGAUUCUGGCAUUUCCAUGCAACCAAUUUGCUCAGCAGGAGCCUGGAACUAAUGAUCAGAUUCUUGACUUUGUUUGCACUAGCUUCAAAUCAGAAUUCCCCAUCUUUGACAAGGUUGAAGUGAAUGGUGAUAAUACUUCUCCAUUGUACAAGUUCUUAAAGUCUGGUAACUGGGGACUUUAUAAAGAUGAUAUUCAGUGGAACUUCGCCAAGUUCCUGAUCAAUAAAGAAGGCCAAGUUGCUGGUCGCUACUAUCCUGGCACUACUCCUCUUAGUCUUGAGUAUGACAUUAAAAAGCUACUUGGGGUCAGUUAGAAUAAGAAAGAGGAGUUGGAAGAGUGCUGAGAAGUGAGAAUAAACGGCUCAAUCAUGUUCACUGGAGUCAAGCAUCAAAUAUUUGCAUCCUUCUGCUGGUAAAAAAAUGUGUUUGUGUUGGAGAUUAUUGUACAAGCUGUGUCAAACAAAAUGUUUAAUAGAAGCACUGAGAUCUCCUCUUAGCCUCUUUCUCUCGUGUAUUAGUUGCCAAGACAAAUUCCACCUUUUUUUCCUUACCCCUGCCAUUUUCAGUUUCUUGCCACGGUUGUGGCUACACCAAACCCCAAAAUGAACCUGCAUAAUUUUA
This is a messenger RNA of Rubroshorea leprosula, 1055 nucleotides long. The record is from the annotation of a GenBank genome assembly. Lineage: Eukaryota; Viridiplantae; Streptophyta; Magnoliopsida; Malvales; Dipterocarpaceae.